UCAUUCUUGGGUGUUUCUCGCAGAGGGGGAUUUGGCAGGGUUACAGGACAAUAGUGGAGGGAAGGUCAGCAGAUUAAACAACCAACUCACUCUUAAGAAACAUCAGCGACAGAGGAGCCCCUGGAAGACAGCAACAAAGGCUCAGCUGAGGAUGCUCCCCAGCAUUCGAAGGCCACCUGGGCAGACCAGGAGAAUGGAAGCUCUGAGGACAACAACUUUUCUGAAACCCAGAAUGACAAAGAUUCUGCAAGUGGCGGAGACGCUCCAGCUUCUGGAGCAGAUAUGGAAGAGCCCAAGUGUGCAGACGACCGUCAGCGUAUGCCAACAAGUCCUCUCCCGGCACCUGCGGAAAAAGCAGUAGAGACAAACCCUGAAGAGGCAGAAGAAAUAAAACCUAGCGAGCUCAAGGAGGAUUAGGAUGCUGAAGAGCCUGACCUGAUCUGUUGUGGCCUUUGUAUUUCAUGGUGGAAAUCUCUAAAGGCAAGUGAAGGAGCCCUGAGAACAUCCUCCAGGGAACAGACACCCACCCUCUCCAUAGCAGCCCCUGAGCCCACUGGGCUGAGCCCUCCAUAGGCUGCUUUAAUGAGGGAGGGGCUGAGGUGCCGGUCAGGCUACCACAUGCAGGAUUCCGAGGGCCAUGCAGCGCGUUCCUGUCUGCAGUACCACUUACGCUCAUUUGAGGGGAUCCAGCCCUGCCCUCCAUGUCCCCAGAAGACAACAGGGAGGGAGCUUCACCAGUUCAACAUGAGCAGCCACCGGGGUUGAUCAUGAAUCCCCCUGUUUCAUGCCUCCUGGGAAAGGUGUGAGAAGGAGGGAGGCACCCCGAGGCUUCUUGCCACACAAGCAGCACCCGCAGCCCAGCAUUGCACACCUGCGAGCACUCAGUAGGUCCUGGCAUCAAGAAGGGGAAAGGCCAGGCUCCAAGACCCGCUGGGAUGUGCCCAGUCCCACGGGCCCCCCAGCCUCCAUGGAGCCCUCGGUGUCUGGGGUGGCCUCAUGGCCCCAUUUCUCAAGAUGAGGUUGGAGGCUUCUGUGUGUAGAGAGCACUGGCUUGGGCAUCAGUGGUUCUGUGUCUGUGUCAGACACCAACAAAGAAACCCUUGAUAUACAUAUUGUAGCAGGACGAGCCGAAGACAAAACUCCUGACACUGGAUUAAAGAAGGAAGAAGUUUAUUCGGCAGAGAGCGUUGGCAGACUCUCAUCUUAAAAGCCGAGCUCCCCAAAAAAGAAAUUCCUAGCCCUUUUAAGGGCUUACAACUUGAAGGGGUCCAUGUGAAAGGGUUGUGAUAGAUGGAGCAAGCGUGGGGAACGUGACUGGGGGCUACAUGCAUCAGCUAACAGAACAAAAAGUUUUACAGUGCUUUCUCAUACAAUGUCUGGAACUUACAGAUAACACAAGUAGUUUUGGUCAGGGGUUAACAUUAUUAUUAUUAUUUUAACCACCAGGGCCGGGUGGUGGCGCCAAGGUCGUCUAGCUAUUUAUCUUACUUUUGUUUCUUUCUAACUUUUUGCUUUCUCACUUUUCUCCUGUCUUAUAAACUAGGGAAAAGGGGAGGUGGUGGAGAAGAAGCUGGGAGGGACAACAGGAGAAGAAGUGGUGGUCUCAUUCCAUAGUAUAAGCACAUGUUUUCCAAUAAGUCAACCUUAGCUUACUGUAACUUUUUCACUUUAUAAACUUAGUAUUUUAACUUUUCAAAAAACAAACAAACAAAAAACAAAAGAAACAUCAGCGUAUUACAUAUUUCCUCUUUAGACAUCUGGACUCCUCUACAAAGAGGUGUCUAUUUUUGAUUUUAUGGUGUCUAAGAACUUGGUCUCCCAGAGUGCCCUGUCCCCCAAAAGAUGUUGAAAGCUGGCAUUCUAUAAUCUACCCAAACUCUUCUGCUUUUAUGUUAAUUACAGCUGGCUGUAGAGAGAGUCCAGUCCCGUGAGCCCCAUCUUCCGCUUGAAGCUGUUUGACAGGUCCCCUGUGUGGCUCAGGGCCCAGCCUUUCAGAUCAGUUCAAUAAACCCCAGGGGUCUACUCCAAGGACACUAACCCAUCACUUUCCAGUGCCUCGUAUAAUUACGUAGCCGACCCUAGAACGCCCUCCCCGCCUCCACGUCCCCUCUACAUGAAGUCGCUAAGCCAAAAACUCCUCAGGUUUUUCCACAGGCCGUCGUCACUCCCUCUUUGCCACGGCGUUUGAGAUUCUGGGCUAAGACUAUUGGUUUCAGCAUCUGGGAUGUUUUCUCACAGCCGAGGACGCUGAAUAGAAAACUGCCAGAAAGCGGGAGGGGUCCCCGGCAGCAGGUCCCGUUUUUUCUCCCCACCUGCCUCCCGGGUGCUGCGGCUUACGCCACGACAGUCUCGACCCUGCACACGGAUUUUUUUCCUCCGUUCCAUGAACCAGACAUAAUGAUUCUGGUUUACAUAUUUAAGCGAAGGGGAGAAGAAACGCGACUCUCAGGACCCAAGGGCUGAGGCAGGGUUUUUCUGUCUCAAAGACCUCCAGUUAAGACAUUUUUCUCCUGCAAAGCCUUCCCUACAAUGAUGGCUUAAUCGUGUAAUUAUGUAAACCAGUCACAACCCGGAUAGCUAAAACAAAAAAACCAAUUCCCUACGCCCGAGCCAAGCCUGCUCCCCCUCGCCGCGCCGCAUCCCAAACACCCCGCGCUCCCUCAGCCAACCGCCAGGUUUCGGUUCAACCGAAAACCACGGGAAGUGGGAGGAGCUACUGGCUCAAGGGAGGGAGGCGGGACUUGAUCUCCGAGCAACGGCCCCGGUGAUUGGCCAACCUUCUGCCGCCGCCACCAAUGGGCAGGCGCCCUGAAACGUUCGGCGAGCCGACUGCGGCUGCGCGGGGUAUUCGAAUCGGCGGCGGCUUCUAGUUUGCGGUUCAAGUUUGGCCGCUGCCGGCCAGCGUCCUCUGGCCAUGGACACCCCGGAAAAUGUCCUUCAGAUGCUUGAAGCCCACAUGCAGAGCUACAAGGGCAAUGACCCUCUUGGUGAAUGGGAAAGAUACAUACAGUGGGUAGAAGAGAAUUUUCCUGAGAAUAAAGAAUACUUGAUAACUUUACUAGAACAUUUAAUGAAGGAAUUUUUAGAUAAGAAGAAAUACCACAAUGACCCAAGAUUCAUCAGUUAUUGUUUAAAAUUUGCUGAGUACAACAGUGACCUCCAUCAAUUUUUUGAGUUUCUGUACAACCAUGGGAUUGGAACCCUGUCAUCCCCUCUGUACAUUGCGUGGGCAGGGCAUCUGGAAGCCCAAGGAGAGCUGCAGCGUGCCAGUGCUGUCCUUCAGAGAGGAAUUCAAAACCAGGCUGAACCCAGAGAGUGCCUGCAACAACAAUACAGGUUAUUUCAGACACGCCUCACUGAAACCCAUUUGCCAGCUCAAGCUAGAACCUCAGAACCUCUGCAUAAUGUUCAGGUUUUAAAUCAAAUGAUAACAUCAAAAUCAAAUCCAGGAAAUAACAUGGCCUGCAUUUCUAAGAAUCAGGGUUCAGAGCUUUCUGGAGUGAUAUCUUCAGCUUGUGAUAAAGAGUCAAAUAUGGAACAAAGAGUGAUCAUGAUUUCUAAAUCAGAAUAUUCUGUGCACUCAUCUUUGGCAUCCAAAGUUGAUGUUGAGCAGGUUGUUAUGUAUUGCAAGGAGAAGCUUAUUCGUGGGGAAUCAGAAUUUUCCUUUGAAGAAUUGAGAGCCCAGAAAUACAAUCAACGGAGAAAGCAUGAGCAAUGGGUAAAUGAAGACAGACAUUAUAUGAAAAGGAAAGAAGCAAAUGCUUUUGAAGAACAGCUAUUAAAACAGAAAAUGGAUGAACUUCAUAAGAAGUUGCAUCAGGUGGUGGAGACAUCCCAUGAGGAUCUGCCCGCUUCCCAGGAAAGGUCCGAGGUUAAUCCAGCACGUAUGGGGCCAAGUGUAGGCUCCCAGCAGGAACUGAGAGCGCCAUGUCUUCCAGUCACCUAUCAGCAGACACCAGCGAACAUGGAAAAGAACCCAAGAGAGGCACCUCCUGUUGUUCCUCCUUUGGCAAAUGCUAUUUCUGCAGCUUUGGUGUCCCCAGCCACCAGCCAGAGCAUUGCUCCUCCUGUUCCUUUGAAAGCCCAGACAGUAACAGACUCCAUGUUUGCAGUGGCCAGCAAAGAUGCUGGAUGUGUGAAUAAGAGUACUCAUGAAUUCAAGCCACAGAGUGGAGCAGAGAUCAAAGAAGGGUGUGAAACACAUAAGGUUGCCAACGUAAGUUCUUUUCACACAACUCCAAACACAUCACUGGGAAUGGUUCAGGCAACACCAUCCAAAGUGCAGCCAUCACCCACCGUGCACACAAAAGAAGCAUUAGGUUUCAUCAUGAAUAUGUUUCAGGCUCCUACACUUCCUGAUAUUUCUGAUGACAAAGAUGAAUGGCAAUCUCUAGAUCAAAAUGAAGAUGCAUUUGAAGCCCAGUUUCAAAAAAAUGUAAGGUCAUCUGGGGCUUGGGGAGUCAAUAAGAUCAUCUCUUCUUUGUCAUCUGCUUUUCAUGUGUUUGAAGAUGGAAACAAAGAAAAUUAUGGAUUACCACAGCCUAAAAAUAAACCCACAGGAGCCAGGACCUUUGGAGAACGCUCUGUCAGCAGACUUCCUUCAAAACCAAAGGAGGAAGUGCCUCAUGCUGAAGAGUUUUUGGAUGACUCAACUGUAUGGGGUAUUCGCUGCAACAAAACCCUGGCACCCAGUCCUAAGAGCCCAGGAGACUUCACAUCUGCUGCACAACUUGCGUCUACACCAUUCCACAAGCUUCCAGCGGAGUCAGUGCACAUUUUAGAAGAUAAAGAAAAUGUGGUAGCAAAACAGUGUACCCAGGGGACUUCGGAUUCCUGUGAAGAAAACAUGGUGGUGCCUUCAAGGGAUGGAAAAUUCAGUCCAAUUCAAGAGAAAAGCCCAGAACAGGCCUUCUCGUCUCACAUGUAUUCAGCAUCCUUACUUCAUCUGAGCCAGCCUGCUGCAGGUGGGGUACUUACCUGUGAGGCAGAGUUGGGCGUUGAGGCUUGCAGACUCACAGACACUGACGCUGCCAUUGCAGAAGAUCCACCAGAUGCUAUUGCUGGGUUCCAAGCAGAAUGGAUGCAGAUGAGUUCACUUGGGACUGUUGAUGCUCCAAACUUCAUUGUUGGGAACCCAUGGGAUGAUAAGCUGAUUUUCAAACUUUUAUCUGGGCUUUCUAAACCAGUGAGUUCCUAUCCAAAUACUUUUGAAUGGCAAUGUAAACUUCCAGCCAUCAAGCCCAAGACUGAAUUUCAAUUGGGUUCUAAGCUGGUCUAUGUCCAUCACCUUCUUGGAGAAGGAGCCUUUGCCCAGGUGUACGAAGCUACCCAGGGAGAUCUGAAUGAUGCUAAAAAUAAACAGAAAUUUGUUUUAAAGGUCCAAAAGCCUGCCAACCCCUGGGAAUUCUACAUUGGGACCCAGUUGAUGGAAAGACUAAAGCCAUCUAUGCAGCACAUGUUUAUGAAGUUCUAUUCUGCCCACUUAUUCCAGAAUGGCAGUGUAUUAGUAGGAGAGCUCUACAGCUAUGGAACAUUAUUAAAUGCCAUUAACCUCUAUAAAAAUACCCCUGAAAAAGUGAUGCCUCAAGGUCUCGUCAUCUCUUUUGCUAUGAGAAUGCUUUACAUGAUUGAGCAAGUGCAUGACUGUGAAAUCAUUCAUGGAGACAUUAAACCAGACAAUUUCAUACUUGGAAACGGAUUUUUGGAACAGGAUGAUGAAGAAGAUUUAUCUGCUGGCUUGGCACUGAUUGACCUGGGUCAGAGUAUAGAUAUGAAACUUUUUCCAAAAGGAACUAUAUUCACAGCAAAGUGUGAAACAUCUGGUUUUCAGUGUGUUGAGAUGCUCAGCAACAAACCAUGGAACUACCAGAUCGAUUACUUUGGGGUUGCUGCAACAGUAUAUUGCAUGCUCUUUGGCACUUACAUGAAAGUGAAAAAUGAAGGAGGAGAGUGUAAGCCUGAAGGUCUUUUUAGAAGGCUUCCUCAUUUGGAUAUGUGGAAUGAAUUUUUUCAUGUUAUGUUGAAUAUUCCAGAUUGUCAUCAUCUUCCAUCUUUGGAUUUGUUAAGGCAAAAGCUGAAGAAAGUAUUUCAACAACACUAUACUAACAAGAUUAGGGCCCUACGUAAAAGGCUAAUUGUACUGCUCUUAGAAUGUAAGCGUUCACGAAAAUAAAAUUUGGAUAUAGACAGUCCUUAAAAAUCACACUGUAAAUAUGAAUCUGCUCACUUUAAAUCUGAUUUUUUCAUUUAUUGUUUAUGUAAAUGUUUGUUAAAAAUAAAUCCCACAGAGUAUUUCCAUGUAACUUAGUUGUUAUAAAUAUUUCAACAAAAUAUACAACCCCAUAAGGUCCCUAUGUAGCAGGCUGAUUGGGCUGCUUCUGGGAUGCAAGCAUUUGUGAGAAUAAUUCAGACAUGAGCAUUCUCUAGAAGUCACUUUUUAAACACUGACCUGUUUAAGCCAAAAAAGGGCCAAGACAGCUAUUUUCCAAAUUUGAAGUUUGGUGUCUGUGUAAACACACACACACACAUACACACAUUUCCCUAACAUUUCCAAGGGACUUCAAGUUUUUAUGAAUAAAGCUUGCCUGUCCUUUAUUGUA
Gorilla gorilla gorilla (western lowland gorilla) is the source of this 6599-nucleotide messenger RNA. RefSeq names its product BUB1 mitotic checkpoint serine/threonine kinase (gene BUB1). Gene Ontology annotation, biological process: mitotic spindle assembly checkpoint signaling; meiotic sister chromatid cohesion, centromeric; protein phosphorylation. The transcript has 25 exons. The record is from RefSeq and is a predicted model, not a curated record. Gene Ontology annotation, cellular component: nucleus. Gene Ontology annotation, molecular function: protein kinase activity; ATP binding. Lineage: Eukaryota; Metazoa; Chordata; Mammalia; Primates; Hominidae. Bases 2915 to 6172 code for a protein of 1085 amino acids.